AUGAUGAAGAAGCGGCUGUUGGAAAACAACGCCCUCUACCCGUGUGACCUUUGCUCCAAAGCGUUCAGCAAGUACCACAUCCUGCUCAGGCACAAAUAUGAACACACAGGAAUACGACCACACGAGUGCAACAUCUGCAAAAAGGCCUUCAAACACAAACGCCACCUGACCGAACACUCGAGGCUGCACUCCGGUGAGAAACCCCACCAGUGCAAUAACUGCCCGAAGCGUUUCUCUCACUCUGGUUCAUUCUCCCAGCACAUGAAAAAACACGACUCCUGCAGGAUGAUCUGGCAACACUUUGGCUCCGGUUUGGGGCCACACAGGUUUCAGUCUCAGCUCGGCACCGGACUGCCGUCAGACAGCCGGACCACGAUCACGACCUCCCAACCGGACUCAGACGAGAGGGAGAGCGAGGAAGAGGAGGACGAGGAGACUGCAGAGGAAGAGGAGCUAAGCUGUGAUGUGAUGGAGAUCGAGGCGGGAGAUGAUCACAUGGAGGACGAAGAGAUGGAGGAAGCGACUGAAGAGUAGGAGGAAGUGACAAGUGAGACUACAGAGGAAAUGGCAAAUGCCUACAAAAGAAUCAGGAAUGGGUCAGACGGCGCAAAGCCCACAAAGGAAGUGGUGACAAACGGGAAAUAAAAGGUAGAAAAACACAGAAAAGUCAAAAAAGUUCCAGCAGUUGGCUGAUCUUAACGGUCCACUACUGUGUACAAAAACUGAACUGAACUUUGAAAAGAAAUUAAAACAAAACACUGACUUUCUUUAUCUUGUAGAAAUGUGUUGAUACAUGUCCAGAUAUUAAAGCAGAACUCAUCCAUCAACUUGUUACUGAG
Anoplopoma fimbria (sablefish) is the source of this 839-nucleotide messenger RNA. Its product is annotated as zinc finger E-box-binding homeobox 1-like. Gene Ontology annotation, biological process: regulation of transcription by RNA polymerase II. The record is from RefSeq and is a predicted model, not a curated record. Lineage: Eukaryota; Metazoa; Chordata; Actinopteri; Perciformes; Anoplopomatidae. The transcript has 2 exons. The coding region runs from base 1 to 534 and encodes 177 amino acids. Gene Ontology annotation, cellular component: nucleus. Gene Ontology annotation, molecular function: DNA-binding transcription factor activity, RNA polymerase II-specific; RNA polymerase II transcription regulatory region sequence-specific DNA binding.